AAAAAGAAAAAGCUACUGUACGCUUUAACAUCUCAAUGGAUGUGAAACAGGAGACCUGUGAUGUGGACAUGAAUAUCAUGGAGAUACCUUUAAAUAUUGAGGAGGAGGACUGUGAAUCGGAGUCCAUCUACACUAAACAGGAGAGUCUGAGCAUCAAGGAGGAGGACAGUGAACUGCAGUCAGUUGGCAUUAAAGAAGAACCUGAAGAGAAGUCUGUCAGUAUUGAGAAGCAUAACCAUGCAAAUUUGAUGAGUGUUGAGGAAGGCGUUCUUCAAGAUGGGUUUCAAGAUGGAGUGGUGACAGGGUUAGACUCUUCUCAAAGCAGACACUGUUCAUCUCCAGAGCCUUCUUUCAAUGUAAAGUCUGAAACAUUAGAGUCUGAUACAAAGAGGGCUGAGGAAACUACAUCUGAUAGAACUCAGGAAAAUCAGCCACCACGUACAACAAAGUCUGGAAAAAGAAACAAAGAUCACUGCAAUGUGGAAUGUGGCAGAGAAUUCUCUGGCAGGAGUGCUCUUCAGAACCACACAAGAAUUCACACUGGAGAGAAGCCAUAUUGCUGUAAUGAAUGUGGUAAACAGUUUUCACAAAUAGAAACUAAAAAAACAGUGCAUCAUACAAACCGCUUCUCACCAAAGGCUCUACAGCCUCCACCAUGUGACUAG
Molecule: messenger RNA, 665 nt
Organism: Polypterus senegalus (gray bichir)
Lineage: Eukaryota; Metazoa; Chordata; Cladistia; Polypteriformes; Polypteridae
Product: zinc finger and SCAN domain-containing protein 21-like
Exons: 3
Biological process (GO): regulation of transcription by RNA polymerase II
Cellular component (GO): nucleus
Molecular function (GO): RNA polymerase II cis-regulatory region sequence-specific DNA binding; DNA-binding transcription factor activity, RNA polymerase II-specific
Source: RefSeq, a predicted model, not a curated record